Messenger RNA from Homarus americanus (American lobster), 1759 nucleotides. RefSeq names its product 18S rRNA aminocarboxypropyltransferase-like. Gene Ontology annotation, biological process: maturation of SSU-rRNA. Bases 117 to 1049 code for a protein of 310 amino acids. Gene Ontology annotation, molecular function: rRNA small subunit aminocarboxypropyltransferase activity. Lineage: Eukaryota; Metazoa; Arthropoda; Malacostraca; Decapoda; Nephropidae. The transcript is spliced from 7 exons. The record is from RefSeq and is a predicted model, not a curated record.
CAACCGACCAUCCUCAGGCCACCACAGGGGCUAGACUUGUUUACCAUGUGAGAGGUCCAGAUUGAUGCAGUAUUUAUUCAGUGAAAAAGUUACUUAAGUUCACAGUGCAGUGCAGGAUGAACCGACCUGGUCGUGGCCCGGGGCGUAAGGGAGGAAGAGAGAAAGGUGACAAUGGGAAAGGCAAUCGAGGACGGAAACAACGAGUGGGUCGACGGGAAAGAUUUGAAUCAGGUGCUGAUUCAUCAUCUGUGGCUUCCAGGCAGGAAUUGGAGGAUGAAGCUCUAUUUAGACUUACAUUAAAAGAUGACAAUGAUGAAGAAAGUGGUGAAAAUGAACAAGUUGCCGAAGGUAGGAGAAACAUCACUGAUAUUGACAAGAAACCGCAGGUGGAAGGUAGAGCAGAGGAGGAGGAUAAUGAAACUGACGACAGUGAAUAUGAGGCAGAAUAUGACGUGAGUGAUGUGAAUUUCCCUGUGGCUAUGUGGGACCUUCGUCACUGUGACCCAAAGAAGUGCUCAGGUAGAAAGCUUGUCCGGCACAGAAUGGUCAAGCUCCUCAGACUUGGUCAGAGGUUUGGUGGCUUGGUUCUCACACCUGUUGGGAAUAAGUGUGUUUCACCAGAGGAUAUAAGUAUUCUUCUGCAACAUGGUAUUGCUGUGGUUGACUGCUCAUGGGCCAGGUUGUCGGAGACUCCAUUUAACCGGAUGAAAGCAACUUACCCAAGGCUUUUGCCUUACCUUUUGGCCUGUAAUCCUGUCAACUAUGGUCGGCCAUGCAAGUUGUCCUGUGUAGAGGCUUUUGCAGCCACUAUGUAUAUAUGUGGUCAAAAAGAAGCUGCUUCACUAUAUUUGAGCAAGUUUAAAUGGGGUAAAACUUUUAUAAAAAUUAAUGUAGAACUUUUGGACAAAUAUGCUGCUUGCAGCAAUAGUGCAGAAGUUGUUCAAGCACAAAAUACUUACCUUCAGGAGCUUGAAGAAGAAUCUCAGAAGUCAAAAGAUGAGAUUGAUCUACCACCAUCAGAAUCAGAGGAAGAGGAGGAGAGUGAUUAAGGUCAAAGGUAGAGAAGAAUGAGGUUUGUGAAUGUCGACAGAGUUUCACCACAAGUCAAGGCAUGAGAAACAUGUCUGUGAGCAAAUACAGUAGUAAUACUGUAUCUGUACAGUGUGUAAUGGUAUACUGUGAUGCUUAUGAAAAACAACAAAUAAAUUCUUAAUCAGGCUGUAAAGACACUAAGAUAUUAAUUUUUUUCAGUGUACAGUACUGUAUAGUCAAACUUCUAAAAUCCGAUCCUCCAGAAUCCUUUAGUAUCCCAAAUUUGAAUGGAAAACUCCUGUCAUGUGUUACUCACUUGCUAUAAUCUCACCAAGUGUUCCUCACUUGUUUUUCUGGGUCAGCUUGGGUGACUUGCCUAUUCAAAUAGACACCGUUGCCUAAUAUGCAUGUAUUCGUAUUCAAAUUCAUACUGUAUUUAUUUUGGUAUUAUAAGAAAUUUAAUUCUUUUAAUGGCAUCUCUUAAGCAGCCAAGUGAUAGUGCUGAGUGUAGUGCUGCAAGAAAUGAAGCAUGUUAUGUUUACAGUAGUAUUGUAGAAUGGAAAUAUUGACAGGGUGUCUGUUCUCUUCAUUCGAGAGGAAUAUUGUGUUGGAAAUACAACAGUGUGUUUAUGACAUUAAAUUAUCUUUUGUAUUGAGAGUGCAACCAAUAAGGGAAUUGUAUAGUGAAAAAUCACUUCAUCCUCAACAAUAAAUUAUUGGAAAACUG